Molecule: messenger RNA, 378 nt
Organism: Penicillium robsamsonii
Lineage: Eukaryota; Fungi; Ascomycota; Eurotiomycetes; Eurotiales; Aspergillaceae
Exons: 2
Coding region: 1-378 (125 amino acids)
Source: RefSeq, a predicted model, not a curated record
AUGUGCGAGGAGAUCCUGUUAUGGAAGGCGCGAAAGGCCUCCCUCAGUCCGACAGCCUCCAGAAGCAACUUGGAACUCAAUUCGCUCCGUGGGAUCUUCGUUAACAAGAAAGAUCCUGGUCUUCAGCCGUGUCGAUACACCGGAAGACAGAAGCAUAUCGUGGGUUACCGUGCCCAUGGAAUCUCUAACCACUGUUCGCGAUGGGAGAUGCUCCGCAAUCGACCGUUCCAGGCUUCGAGGUAUGAUGCGUUGGUAAUGGCCACGAGAUUCAAGCAGAGAAUUCUCUCAAUCCUUGCAUCUCGUGCUGGACAGGGAUAUAAAGUACCCGUUAAACUCCGACGUGAAGAUCACUUCUCGCUCUACUGGAGAGCUGUAUAG